Plasmodium fragile is the source of this 2283-nucleotide messenger RNA. RefSeq lists its product as uncharacterized. NCBI's taxonomy places the organism in Eukaryota, Apicomplexa, Aconoidasida, Haemosporida, Plasmodiidae. The coding region runs from base 1 to 2283 and encodes 760 amino acids. The record is from RefSeq and is a predicted model, not a curated record. The transcript has 3 exons.
AUGGCCCACUAUUUAGAUAUAUUAUGGAAGGAUUACAUUGGGAAGGGGGACACAGGCGUGAGGAAGGAUGAUAGGACUUUUCAGAAAACUUUCUGGGAACAUGUGCACACAGUAUGGCAGACGUUUAAACAACAUAUGGAGGAUGCCAGCGAUGAUGCAACGAUAGAGACAUUGUGUGACACGCACCACACUACAGAUGCAGGGGCGGAGUCAUCGGACACAUUCAGUCACAAAGAUAAAGCUGUGUGCUGGCUAACACUUAAAGCAUUAGGUUUCAAACAUGGGAUCCUUUGGCGCGCGCCCCCCAUGCAUGCGAAUACUCUGGGACAACCGGAAAAGCAGAAUAAUGCCGUAAUGCCAUAUAUGAAAUGUAUUUUAGUGAAUAUAUUUAUGAAAAAAAUAAUAGGAGAAAACUGUUUGCGCACGCCUCUUGGCAACCAUGCAUUUAAGGCUGCGACAGCAUUGGUGCGGGAGGGCAAAAAAGCAGAGCCCAAUAUGGAAUGUGAGGAGGCGGACAGGACGGACGGUACAAAGAAAAAACGACAAAAAACGGAAGAAUGGGAUCCAUGGGACAUAAUGCACAGAUGGCUUCAGAGGAAUAAGCGCUACUUGAGCGAUGGGGACUGGGGAGUAUUAGGGAAGGAAUGCAUAGUAGACAGAGACAACGGCGCAGUAGGAACAAAUGAGGAACAGGUGAUAGAGAUAAAACAUAGAGCGAAUAACAAAAUUGAGGAAGUAGGUACAGCACUGGAAGCAGUCGUAAAGCAGAUACUAAAGGAACUAGAUUCCUCCAGUGCGGGAGAAAGUAUGGAUUCUAUAAUAAAGAAGGUGAAGCAGGGCAAGGACUCCGCUUCGACGGCUCCAAAAGUUAAAGACGACGUAGCACCGCCACCACCUCCGCCUCCACCACCAAGCGGACCAUCCAUGCCAUCAUCACCAGACGUUCGGGGCAGAGAGGGACCGGGGGAAUCGGGAACUGCGCAAACCGUUAGCAAACCCGCCCCUGCAAACACACAACCGGUCAAGCCCGUCCACAGCACCUCUGCCAAACCAGUAGCGGCGAAACCGGCACCGUCAGGCGCAGGGGGCACGCAGGCGAUCGGUACCGCAGAUGCCAAAGCAACGGAAUGUCAGGGAGACAAAUUAUUGGAGUGGACGCCUCGGGAAAUAUACGUGGUGCAGAAUUAUACUAAAGAACAAUGGAAACCGGUGAAGGAAGUGUUGGAAGAGUUUAUUAAGUAUUUAGGAACCAAUAAUGAAAAUUUUGACGCACUUGGUGCCAACUGUGACAAUACAGGUUGGAAUGAUUUCGACGACGUUGCAUACUAUACGGGACAGAGAGUAGCGGAUAUGAUGCGCUGCCGACUCAUGUCCGGUGCAUUGUGGUUUGCGAACGGUGCGGGGACUAAUCAGGAAGAGUGGGCGAAAAAGAGUGAAGAUCAAAAGAAAGAGAUAGAAAGACUAAGAUGUGAAGUGGCCCAUGUUUUCGGGCACUUGCUGAAAAAAAUGUAUUGUAAAGAUACGACACCAUGGCCAAGAGGUAUAGAGUAUGCUUGGCAAACAAUGAAAGAAAUGGGGCACGCAACGAAUGGUGCACCAGGGCUCAGGGGCCCCGUUGUGGAUGGCAGGUGCACCAUGUGUGGGUACAAAGAUAAUAAGAAGCAUGUAACAGCAAUAAAUUUGGACAUAGCAUACUGGUUAAUGGAUAAAGGAGGAAUACUGGAAGAAUUAAAGCAACUGGAGCACAAAAUGCCCUGUCAGCAGCUCUGGCAACAGUAUAUUAAGAAGGCUGCAACGAAAGGGGAUCCUAUCGAGACAAUUUUGACCACAGAGGGCAUGAACGAAAAGAAGAGACUGCACCAACAAAUACUACAGACAGCAGAAAAGGUGUUUGAGAAAGCGAAGGACAAGGUACAAGAGGAAAUUGAAAACCUGCAAGGUAAGAACACGCAUGUUACGAAUACUGCCGAAUACGGCCGAUUACGCAUGCUCAACAAAUGCUACGGCCGCUACGAAUAUGGAUGGACUGCCACACACGCCACUGCCACAACACGCGCACGCGGGGGGGAACAACAGCACAACAGCACGGCGCAUCGCCCUCGUGGAGCCAAGCACAGUGGCGACGACGGCAGUGGUAGCGGUAGCGGUAGCAACGACGGCCAGUGUAGACGAGGCGUGUGUGUGUGUGCGUGCGGGACGGGCGACGUAUGGAGCGGCGGUGAGGGACAGGACGAGAACGGACUGUACAGAAUUUAUGGAUAUAAGGGGAUUAUACGUCGAUAG